AUGUCGGUUCUCCCUGUUGCCGACCUGCCCGAGUUGCCUCCCGACGACUCAAUGCUGUACCGCAAGUUCGGCCGGGAGGUGGCCAACUACUUUUCCGGCAGCCCGCUCAACCGCGUGUCGUUCCUGCGUACCGACCACAAAUUCCUCCGUACCGCAUUCGCCCACCCCUCGGCCCGCUUCCUGCUCAUCGACAACCUCGCGCCGCUGGUCCACGACACCACGCCGCCGCGGCUCGCCUGGAGCACGCGCGCUGAGAUUGCGUCGGUCGUCGAUGCCGACCCUUUCGAGAAGACCGAGGAGGAGGCCAUCAAGGCAUACAACUCCGAAAAGGACCCGCUGCCGAUCGUGCUGUUCCUGGGCAUCGACGAGAAGAACAAGUUUGCCGAGCCCAGCGACCCGGCCGCCGCCCCCACGCCCGAGGCGCCCUUUUCCUUCAACAGCUUCUCCGGCAGCCCGUACUUUGCCGUCGACAUUACGCCGCGCGGCGGCACCGCCGACAAGGCGCGUGCCCUGAUCGAGGCCUGCAAGGCCAAAGGCUUUUCGUUCUUUGCCAACCCCCGCAGCAUGAGCCUGUCGGCCGCAGAAGCGGCCGUGUAUGGCCAGGCGCGCGGCCUGUUCGACUGGAACGCGCGCAACCCCUUCUGCGCCGGCUGCGGCCAGCCGACGCUGUCCGUCAAUGCCGGCACCAAGCGCACCUGCCCGCCGACCGACUUGGCGGGCGUCGAGCCCGGCGGCGCGCCCAAGGACCGCCGUCCCUGCGAGACACGCAAGGGCGUCUCCAACCUGAGCUUCCCCCGCACGGACCCCACCGUCAUCAUGGCCACCGUCAGCGCCGACGGCACGCGCAUCCUGCUGGGCCGCAGCAAGCGCUUCCCCAAGUACUGGUACAGCACGCUCGCCGGCUUCCUGGAGCCCGGCGAGUCGGUCGAGGAGGCCGUGCGCCGCGAGGUCUGGGAGGAGAGCGGCGUCACGGUCGGCCGCGUGGUGAUCCACAGCUCGCAGCCGUGGCCGUUCCCGGCGAACCUGAUGAUCGGCGCCGUCGGCCAGGCGCUGCCCGGCGAGGGCGAGAAGAUCUUCUUGGGCCACGACCCGGAGCUCGAGGACGCCAAGUGGUUCACGAUGGACGAGGUGCGCCGGGCGCUACAGUACGAUACGGCCAGCCUCGACGACCCGAUCCGCACGGGCUACAAGGAGGGCGACCUGCGUCUGCCGCCCAAGACGGCCAUUGCCAAUCAGCUAAUCGCAUCGGUGGUCGCGGGUUUCCACGAGCAGCCCAAGAUUUGA
Molecule: messenger RNA, 1284 nt
Organism: Sporothrix brasiliensis 5110
Lineage: Eukaryota; Fungi; Ascomycota; Sordariomycetes; Ophiostomatales; Ophiostomataceae
Exons: 2
Coding region: 1-1284 (427 amino acids)
Biological process (GO): NAD+ catabolic process; NADP+ catabolic process
Cellular component (GO): cytosol
Molecular function (GO): metal ion binding; NADH pyrophosphatase activity
Source: RefSeq, a predicted model, not a curated record